AUGGCCACCAAGGUUGACAAAGAGGCUUGCCGGGAGGCCUACAACCUGGCGCGAGGUGAUGGCUUGGCCAUCAUCUGGGUGACUUUUAAAUAUGACGGCUCCAUCAUCGUCCCUGUUGGGCAAGGAGCAGAAUACCAGCACUUCAUCCCCCAGUGCACAGACGAGAUCUGGUUGCUUGCCUUCGUGUGUGUCACCACGAGGGAUGCCACCCUCAUCAGGUGGCUCGGCAAGAACGUCAAUACCUUGGUGAAGGAGGUCAUACAGGAUUUCGCUAAGGAGUUUGUGAUCAGUGAUCAGAAGGAGCUGGAGGGAGAUGUAAUGAAAAGCGAACUGAAGAAGACUGGGGGAAUCAAUUACAACGCCCAGAUGGAGUAA
Pan troglodytes (chimpanzee) is the source of this 375-nucleotide messenger RNA. RefSeq names its product coactosin-like protein. The transcript has a single exon. Lineage: Eukaryota; Metazoa; Chordata; Mammalia; Primates; Hominidae. The coding region runs from base 1 to 375 and encodes 124 amino acids. The record is from RefSeq and is a predicted model, not a curated record.